This is a messenger RNA of Fonsecaea multimorphosa CBS 102226, 399 nucleotides long. RefSeq lists its product as uncharacterized. The coding region runs from base 1 to 399 and encodes 132 amino acids. NCBI's taxonomy places the organism in Eukaryota, Fungi, Ascomycota, Eurotiomycetes, Chaetothyriales, Herpotrichiellaceae. The transcript has a single exon. The record is from RefSeq and is a predicted model, not a curated record.
AUGUGGGGAAAGCUUCUCUCAGUGUUCAAAGGCAAAGACUCCGAAGGGCAAGACUCCCGUCCAACCAAUCAACGACAUGCAUCCACACCUUCCGAUCCAUUUGGUGAUGAUGAGACCGAAAACACGAAUCCGCCAUCGAGCGAGGGACGAGAUGACCCGGGGGUCCGGCUCCAUCACAGUCUGGAACAGGCACUCGGGCGGGGUUCGCGAGACGAGGAUGCAAUUGACGCCGAGGACGACGACGAGGCGGAGGAAGUUCCCAGUCGCCACCAAACUCUAGAAGAGAACAUCGAGCUCGCCAGGGAAUUGUCGCAGGAACUGGAACACCAAGCUGAGGAGCUGAGGCGGUCAGCAAGCAGCAAAGACCACACAGGGGCUCGCUCAGACAAGUCCCAAUGA